Messenger RNA from Nannochloropsis gaditana CCMP526, 1571 nucleotides. RefSeq names its product nad-dependent epimerase dehydratase family protein. The record is from RefSeq and is a predicted model, not a curated record. The transcript has 2 exons. Bases 86 to 1186 code for a protein of 366 amino acids.
AAAUCACACAGGAUCUGGUGCUACCAAAGGGAGAAGCUGAUCAUUGGCGUGCUGCAUUAGGAGUGCUGGCAUCCUCCACUUCACUAUGGUGUCUGCGCUACCCAGCGUCAAAGUCUUAGUUACCGGUGGCGGCGGGUUUUUAGGCAGAUACUUGUGUCAGGUAUUACUACGAAGAAAACGACUCAAUGGUCGGGCCCUGGAUAGCAUCGCCAUUCUUGACACAGGCGCGGAUACUCAUGUGCCCUGUGAUACAAAAGUCCAAGUCUUCCCGCAUGGACCUACCAACCAAGCAUCUUCCGCCAUCAGAGUGGAGAACUUCAGAGGGGACAUAACAGACCGCAAGCUGGUGGAGAAAGCCAUGCAGCCGGGGUCGGAGGGGGGCCACGUCACAAUAUUCCACCUGGCCUCGGUGAUGAGCGGGGAGGGCGAGGAGGAGUUUGAUAAAUGUGUAGCCGUCAACCUGGAUGGCACGCAAAACCUGUUAGAGAAAGCCCGUGCCCUACACGCCAGCGGUCGAGUAGGGGAGAAGCCUGUCCGCUUUGUCUUCCCUUCCUCUUUCGCUGCCUUUGGGCCGCACCCGGAGGUGAGUGACGAGACGAAACUCACCCCGCAAAGUACCUACGGGAUGACGAAGGCAGUGGGGGAGCUUAUGGUCAACGACUACACGCGGAAAGGGUGGGUAGACGGCCGCACGGGUCGGUUGCCGACGGUGAUCGUUCGGCCGGGGAACAAGAAUGGGGCGUCGACGGGAUGUUUCUCGGCAGUGGUUCGGGAGCUCUUGAUGGGCCACGACUACGUGAUUCCCUAUGACCCCCGCCAGACCCACCCCGUGAUCAGCACCCGGCGCACGAUCAAGGGGCUCCUGGCCUUGGCCGAGGUGGAGGGGGAGUCCUUGGGGGGGGAUCGAAGCGUGAACCUCCCGGCGUUGCAAACCACGAUGGAGGAGCUCUUGUUCCACACCCGGCAAAUCGCCCAGGGGCGUGGGAUCCCCAUGGGGGAGGUGUCUGUCAAGAUCGAUCCGUGGGUCAGUGGGAUAGUGGGCAGGUUCCCGCAGGUCAUGCGAAGUCCACGCGCAGAAACCUUGGGUCUUCCAAGAGACGGGAGCGUGGAGGCCGUCAUCGAAGACUAUGUGGACGAGUUUUUGGACGAUGAGAUGAAGGACGAUUACCCUCUCUUCUCGAUCUAAGAAGGCGAAAUUCAGGUCGGUGUACCGUGUGUGAAUGGGAAAGAAUCUGUGCGAACGGCGGGGAUUCAAGCUAAGCUUCCGGCAAGUGUGCAUUUGUACAUCUUAGGAAGAAUUAGGUUCGGAGGGAGGAGCAUACGAGUAAGGCCGAUUGAUACGAGAUUCUAGUAGGAGGAGCAGAUUCUCGAUUCCCUGCCGAUGCGACGAUAAAAACGUUCAAUUCGGUGAGGACCGCAAGAAGUGGCGAGGAAAGCGCUGUGCGUACGACGCAAUUCGAAUGCCGGUAAUCCAUGCGCGGAAGCGAAUCAGAAUCCUACAAGGGACCUUGUAGAAAGCUUUAUGGCACAUCAAGUAAUUGCUGAUAAUGAAAACAAGAACACGAUUUUUA